Messenger RNA from Ectocarpus sp. CCAP 1310/34, 1997 nucleotides. The record is from the annotation of a GenBank genome assembly. NCBI's taxonomy places the organism in Eukaryota, Phaeophyceae, Ectocarpales, Ectocarpaceae.
UGUGUGCGAGGCAGCAGAGAGCAUGUAAGCACACACACCUCAGAGGACUCUAGACUUUAUAUCCAGCUGGCAGUUCCAUCAUGAUCCCCACGGUAUUAUUACCGGUGGCGGCAGACGCUGUUGCCGGCGCCUGCAGCUCGCGGGAGGAGGUGCUGCACAGGGCAACUUCCUCUAGCAUGACGGCAUUCCACGACAACCCCAUCACCCUGGCUAACCUUUGUGAAGCAAGAAGCAGCGGUGACGCAGACCGCUUUCGAUUGUUCUCGCUCGACGAAGGCGUUCAGGAGCUAGCGUCGUUGAAGGAUGCCGGGGGUGGGUUGUUGGUAGAGUGCUCGACGGCCGCAGAGGGGCGGGAUCCCUCGGGCCUGGCCGAGAUUUCGAGGAGAAGCGGGUUGGGGAUUGUGCUGGGCGCUUCGUGUCAACAGACCAACGGGACAGCCCAACACGAGGCAUCACCAGAAACAAUUCGCAUGGAGCUCGAGCACCAGCUUCGGUUCGGGGAACACGGAACCUCCUCUGCCGCUUCUUCUUUUGCACCUUCCCCUGCUGGCGCUGCCGUGGCGGAAUCUGCCAGUGCGCCUGCCAGGAUCCAGGCCGGCUUUCUCCUUGUCAAGCUGAACAGCAGUUGUUGCAGCAGUCAAGCCGCUGUUCGCGUAGAGACGUCAGCAGUGACAACUACAGCGCGGUCUCCUGCUCACGACACCCACGGGGGACUUGGGAGAACCGCUGCCAUCGAGCUGGAGGGUGCGGCAAUGGCGCAGCAAGCCACGGGAGCACCGCUCAUGAUAGCAUGCUCUCAUUUCGUUCGUUGGCCAAUGGUGUUAGCCGCCCUGGUGAUCGCAACCACACACUGGGGAAGCUCCCAAGAUGGCACCGCUGCUGCUGCUCCUGCUGCUGCUGCUCCGAGUAGGAAGGUUAUCGUGGCAGGGAUGCAUGGGGGCGUGUCUCAAUCUCUCCAACACCAAGCUUCGCUGCUGAGCAAAGGGAUUGUACUGUGCUUCGACUGUUUCGGGAGGGUGGAGUGGUUGCCUGGGCCGAACUACUACCCUUCGGACGAGGAGAGCGCGGUGCGGAUUGCGGAGCUCGUUCGUCAUGGAUUUGCAGAUCGGAUAGUCUUGUCGUCUGGAGUGUCAAGGCGCUUUCAUCUGUCCAGAUUCGGGGGUUAUGGCUACGGCCACGUUUUGCGAACGGUCCCACCACGCCUUCUACGGCUCGGGGUUAGCGCGAAAGAUAUCGGACUCAUGACAAGGGAUAACAUGCUGGGCCUGCUGGACUGGUACACCCCGCCACCUCCAAUAGAGAUCCCGAAGGAUUACUUGCCGUGCUUUUGGUGCAAGAAGCGCUUUGAACCGGUGGAGGGGGAAUACUUCCAUAAGUUUCAGUUCGUGUACUGCAAUAUCAAGUGCCUGCGAGCUCAUCGAGACACCGGGUUCGAUGCUGAUGCUUCCGCCAGUAAGUAGGGCGGCGAAACAAGGGGUCGGAAUCCUUCUUGCCACGCAGGUCCUCAUUUAGGUGCUGCUGUGAAUAGUUAGUUGUACCGGGAAUUGUUGCGAAUGCGUCCAUAUUUCGUUGAUGAACAAACAAAGAAUGUUUUACAAAGCCGUGGGGUCAUCGUGCCGACAAAUGCUGUAGCACAACAGCUCACGUUGACAAAUGAGCCAGCUGAAAGUUACCGGAAGUUGCUCCAGGUGGAUGUAUCAUCAUCCAUCUAGCCCGGAGGAUGAUGUCCGUCAAAAGAGGCGUAGGUCCAUCGGGCGGCGAAACGUAAGCGCCAAAGCGGUUCUUGGGUUAAGCUUGGCCUCACUCCAGUUUGCGGAGGCACCGUUGAAACCAUGCUUUCGCAAGCGACAGCGCAUGGGCCCCGCAAUGAGUGGUGAGUCUACGUACGCCGCCGUAGAUAUCUGUCGUUCAUUUUGGAUCUACCGGGUUUUGCAACACGACGUAAAUCGGUCGUUGCUCCGCACACCAUGACAUCAAAGGCAUGAAAUUCGCUCGAA